CUGUGCUGCUGCUGCGUGCUGGGCAAUGACGGCCGUCAGAGACUCGUUCAGCUCAAUCUUUUCCAUGCUGUCGCGCUUGAUUGAAUUUGUCUAUUGGCCGAUAGUUCGUACACGCGCCAAUUCGAUUUGACAUAUGUUUAUUUUAUGGUCAGUUCUCUGGUACAACAUCCUUAUCAGAGCCAUAAUGUUCCGCCAACCUGUCCACCUUACCAGGUUAUUGAGCACCUCCUGGACUUGUAUCUCGGACGAAAUCUCUGAUGAAGAGGUCAUGGCGAAAAGAAAAGUGUGUGUUCUUUCUUUCCUAUCCGCAAUAAGAGGCAUCCUUGUUAGUCGUUGCGAUGGGUUGAAUACCACUAAGUCCCACUGUCUUGUCGUUUUUAUAGUUUCGUUUGUAUGUGCCCCAUGCGCUUGCACAUCCACUCUAGAAAGCAGCCUUAUCCACAUCCGUCGGCUGGGCUAUGUCUGGCGAACAUCACGGAUGAGGGCCCUUUCAGACAGGGUGUUCAAGGGUUGUCCAAAGAGGGAUGUGUGUGAUACGAAGCACUUGACAGGAGAUAGGGCUUCUGGGGAAUGGGGGCGGCAGGACUUGUUAGUGGGUUCUCGUUUUCUCAUGGGCUUCAUGUGCACUUACUUUUUUUUGUCUCUCUUGGUUCUUGGGCGGGCAGGAAGGAAUUGGUCACGUUGAAGAGAAAAGAAUCGACAAAAGCGUGAUUUGGCCCCCAAAGUGACCAGCUU
Messenger RNA from Gamsiella multidivaricata, 735 nucleotides. RefSeq lists its product as uncharacterized. Lineage: Eukaryota; Fungi; Mortierellomycota; Mortierellomycetes; Mortierellales; Mortierellaceae. The transcript has a single exon. Bases 134 to 685 code for a protein of 183 amino acids. The record is from RefSeq and is a predicted model, not a curated record.